Messenger RNA from Sphenostylis stenocarpa, 219 nucleotides. The record is from the annotation of a GenBank genome assembly. NCBI's taxonomy places the organism in Eukaryota, Viridiplantae, Streptophyta, Magnoliopsida, Fabales, Fabaceae.
AUGCCACGAAAGGUCAUAGCAGACUCCCUCACCCCGACGGCGAGCACCAGUUCGUCACCCGCCUUCUUAGUUGCCUUCAAUUACAUCGUCCUCGAAAAUCUCGUCCACUCGUUUCAUGAGGAAAUCCAAGCCGUCAAGGCCCGCGCCUUUUCCGACUUACAAAUCGCCAUCGAGGCCUGCUGCGAAGAGGAAACCACCGCACUUUAUAGCAAGCGGUGA